Molecule: messenger RNA, 2142 nt
Organism: Aureobasidium subglaciale EXF-2481
Lineage: Eukaryota; Fungi; Ascomycota; Dothideomycetes; Dothideales; Saccotheciaceae
Exons: 2
Coding region: 312-1739 (475 amino acids)
Biological process (GO): transmembrane transport
Source: RefSeq, a predicted model, not a curated record
ACCAUCUGACUGUUGACGAAGCUUAUAACUCACACGAUAAGUUUUUCUUCUUCAUAUCCCAUGUUCACAGCCUCUUUUCUUUGUGUAGAUAAUAUAGAAGUUUCCCAUCAUCCUGACCCAGUACGACUUCUUCUCAGAACAAGAUUACCAACAACCUAGCAUGAACACCACCGAAGCCCUGUCGCCCACCACAGCAUUUAGCCGAGUAGCAGCCAGAGUCGUAGUCGAACGCCUACCUCCCUAAGUACAACAUAUGGAACUUCUCUCCACACAAAAGCCCACACAUUGUGUAUGACUAGGUGCGAGAUAUCAUGUCCAGAUUCGUCAACUUCGUCACCUCUAUCGGUGAGAGGAGAGGCACCAAUGAAGCCGCACCGUCCAUCUCCUUGGCUGGCAAAGAAGAGACGCAGAAGUCCAUCACGACAUCUGCACAUAUCGAUACCGCCAAGCCAAAGCUGCUUGAUCGGUGGCUUGACAAGGUCGUGUCUUUCUCAGGCUCAAACUCUGUACUCUUCUUUACCAUCUUCGUCUUGUUGGUCUGGGCAUUCCUCGGCAUCAAGUUUGGUGGUGUUACUGGUUGGCAAGUCGGCAUUUCUGAUGCACAGGCUAUUAUCAAUAUGGUGUUUGACUCUUUGCUCGUCCGUGAGCAGUUAAACUCGCAUACACAGGCUUUGGUCGUUGCUUGUCAUCUUGACUCGCGGGCUGGGAGUCACAAGAGGAUGUUGCGAGUGCUCAGCAGGAUGGAGAAGCCAAGCACUGGUCGACAAGGACACACAACCAUCACUACUGAAUUACCAACAGAAGAUCUAUUGGGUCGAAUAUGCAACCGUGUUUCUGCAUGGAUGGGCCACAUCUCCACAGUCAUCGGCUAUUGGGUAUGCAUUGGUAUCUGGCUCGCCUUUGGCUCUUACUGCAACUGGUCCAACACGUGGUUCUUCUACAUCAAUUCGGCCACCUCGGCACUUAUGAUCUUCAUGCUCGCACUUCUCGGCAACAAUCGCGAGAGAAACAAGCAAUACUUGCAGAAGUGUACAAGCUUGCUUCUGACUGCAGACAUGUCUCUCGAACGCAAGCUGAGAGACCUUACCGGCGAUAAGAUCGAUAAUGAAGUUUCUUGUAUCCCUGCUCCAAAGGUUGGCAAGAUCCAACGCGCCAUCAACUUUUACGCGGAUCUGGUCGGCACGCUUCUGGGUAUCGCUCUCUUGUCCUUUGUGCUGGUUGCUUGGGUAGCUAUCGGUCCAGUCAUGCAUUUUGAUGCAAACUGGUGGCUCUUGAUCGGCACAUAUGCCGGUCUGAUCGGCAUGAACGAUGGCUUCGUGCUAAAGAAUCUCUGCGACAUCUGUAACCGACAAGAAGAUGUACAUUACGAACAACGCAUCCUCGACGACAUGAAUCUAUUGGCCAUCCUCGGUGCCGACAAAGUUCAGGAAAAGACAACCGUAAAGCCUCGUCUAGACGUCCGUCUAUCCAUCGCCAUGGGAGAUAUUUGUUCGCAUGCAUAUACCGUGGUCGCUGGAGUAAUUUGCAUCAUCGGUCUCAUCUUGACGGCAAGUCUUAUGCAUUGGAAUGAGUUGGGGCAGAUUAUCUGCAAUGUUCCUCCGAGCAUCAUCGAGUCCUUCUUUACACUUAUCCUGAUCACUGGUCACAAUAUUGGUGAUGAGCAGAGACGGGCUGAUUUGCAGAGACUGUAUGAGACUAGACUGGAGUUGAUUUCUGCUGUCGAGCAGUGGCAGGUAUGAUGCUUUGACGAGUUUGGUCUGAGUCUGCGCGUCUGGUGGGAGUUUGUAGAGUUGUUUGAAGUGUGUUUGACAUUGAACUCCAUCGAAAAAGUUUGGCAACCCGAGUCGUCAAAGACAGCCAGUCAAGACAAUUCAGCAAUGUUUAACAAAAGUUUGACAAAAGUGUCAAGAAUGAUCCACAAAAAUAUCGUUUUACAAAAGUAUUUGACAAAAAUAAUGCUCGACUUAACAGUCCCGUACACUUGCUCAGAACAAAAAGGAACAGUUUUACGAUACAGAGUUGUUGCUUGCUGUUACAGGUUGCUGGGUCUGUAGUAACAAUCUAUCCAUGUGAUCGCUUCGAUGCUUCGGUGUCAGGCCGUGCGUCACGGGCAUCUUUUACACCUGACGCAUGUAAAUGCCU